Molecule: messenger RNA, 830 nt
Organism: Dromaius novaehollandiae (emu)
Lineage: Eukaryota; Metazoa; Chordata; Aves; Casuariiformes; Dromaiidae
Gene: TMEM179B
Product: transmembrane protein 179B
Exons: 5
Coding region: 31-684 (217 amino acids)
Source: RefSeq, a predicted model, not a curated record
GGCGGGGUGGGGCGCGGGGCGGGCGGGAAGAUGGCGGUGUCGGCGCUGCAGCUGUCCGAGCUGGCCCUGCACGGCACCGCCUUCCUCUGCGGGAUCAUCAGCGCGGCGGCCCUGACCGUCACGCAGGGCGCCUUCGGCGGCCGCUGCGUCCUCUACGGGGCCGCGGCGCGGAACGGCACCGCGCUGGCGCUGGAGUCCUCCGGCCCCGCGUCCCUCUGCUACUUCGUCUCGGGCGUCUCCGUCCUGGCGGCUCUCUACUGCUUCGCGGCGCUGCUCCACGGCAUCUACCGCUGCUGCCUGGACGAGGGCCGGGGGGGCCGCGCCGGGCUCGGCGUCGCCCUGGCCGUCACCGCCGCCAUCCUCUUCCUCCUGCUCGUCGCCGCCGGCGUGCUGCGCGCCGGGAUGGAUGCGCUGUGCGCCUCGGCGGUGCGGGCCGCCGGCCUGAGCAGCUGCCGGGAGGCGCAGCGGAGGCCGUGGCCGUCCCGCGACGCCGGCCGCUUCUACAGCAACCUCUACAGCGCCCAGGCGGCGGCCUGGGUGAGCGUGGCCGCGUGGGGCGGGCUGCUGGCGCUGCUGGCGCUGCGGCGGCGGCGGGAGGCCCCGUUCGCGCUGCUGCGGCGCGGGGACCCCGAGUGGAGCGCCGAGACGGAGGCCAUCUUCGGGGGACGCCCGGCGAGGCCGUGACGGCGGGGCCGGCGGCGAGGACGUGCGGGCCGGGGAGCCGGGGCCGCCAGCGGCGGGGUAGAACCGCCGAGGAUGGGACCCCGUCUCUGGCGCUCGCUCUCGGUUGCUCUCCCCCCGCUCUGCCUCUGUCACCUGCCGGUACCGGU